Poecilia reticulata (guppy) is the source of this 585-nucleotide messenger RNA. NCBI's taxonomy places the organism in Eukaryota, Metazoa, Chordata, Actinopteri, Cyprinodontiformes, Poeciliidae. The record is from RefSeq and is a predicted model, not a curated record.
GUUAACAAUAUUCACCAUUUUCUUUUACAGUUACAAAAUAAUGCCACAAAGAAUAAGUAUGUGAAGCCACUGGACCUGCCCAAGAAAGCCAAAAGCAUCUCUGCUAAACUCAGUUGUCUUGUUGCUGGCUGGGGAAAAACUGGAUCCAGUGAGCCUGAGUCAAAKGUCCUGAAAGAAGGGACAGAAAAGACUUGGCCCAUCACUGAGUGUAAGAAUAKUUGGGGAGARYAUUUCAUAUCAGAGCAAAUGAUUUGCACCACAUUUAACAAGAAGGAUGGAGGAAUAUGCCAGGGUGAUUCUGGUGGACCUCUAAUUUGCAAAAACAAGCUGCAAGGCAUAACUGCUUUCUCCGCUGACGGUCAAUGUGACAAUACACAGUAUCCUCAUGUCUUCACCAACAUUAAUUACUUUCUACYGUGGAUCAAGAAAAUGAUGCAGUCUAAAUCAUUAUGCUGAACACGUCUGUACUUUGUUCUUAUAACCCAACAGGUGCAUUGUUAAUUAAUUGUAGAAAGGAUAACAAGUAUAGGUUUCAAUUGCCUGUAUUUUCAGAAUUUACAAUAAAAAACAUACUUGUUAGUUAUA